This is a messenger RNA of Rubroshorea leprosula, 1928 nucleotides long. Lineage: Eukaryota; Viridiplantae; Streptophyta; Magnoliopsida; Malvales; Dipterocarpaceae. The record is from the annotation of a GenBank genome assembly.
AAGACGUUCUCGCCUAAACUUCCCCGCUUCUUCUGUGAACUUUCUCAUUCUCUGUAUUUUUCUUGCAUUGCUAUCAAUUCUUGAGCCUUUUUGCUCCUCAUGUUUUCUCUCGAACUGUGGUGUGGACACAUGUUAAUGUUGUCGUUUUCUCUUGCUUAGUGAAAAAUAUUUUAUAUCUACCCAACAGUUUUUGGUCUCUUUCUAUUAAUUUCGUCCACGUUUGGCCCCAUUUUAACAUUGGGGUUUUCACUUUUGGUGAUUGGAAAAGUUGGAAAGGGAACUGGGUUUGGCUCAUAGGCUCUGACUGCUAAGCAACUGGAAGGAGAAGACUAAGGUUUUGCAAGAGGAGAAUAAAGCACCAUUCUUUUCUUCUUAGUGGUAGAAUGGCUGCAACAGCUGCUAUGCCAAUAUCUCAAGAGGCAUCCAACCAUGAUGAGGUUUUGAUGCAGCAGAGCUUGCUCUUUUCCGAUAGUCUCAAGGACUUGAAAAAUCUUAGAACACAGCUAUACUCAGCAGCUGAGUAUUUUGAACUGUCUUACACCAAUGAUGAACAAAAGCAGAUAGUCAUGGAAACAUUAAAGGACUAUGCCAUCAAAGCUCUUGUAAAUACUGUGGACCAUUUGGGUUCUGUGACGUAUAAGGUUAAUGAUCUUCUGGAUGAAAAAGUUGAUGAGGUUUCUGGAACAGAGCUUCGCGUAUCUUGCAUCAAACAGAGGCUUCGGACUUGCCAAGAAUAUUUGGAUCAUGAGGGAAUUUCACAACAAUCACUGAUGAUAAAUACUCCAAAGUACCAUAAGCGGUACAUCUUGCCAGUUGGGGAGACCAUGAAUGGUGCAAACAACGAUUCACAGUACCAAGGAUGUAGUCUAGAUGAUGAUGACUGGCAUCAGUUUAAAAAUGCUGUUCGAGCUACCACUAGAGAAACCCCAACACCACCACUAAGAAAAGGGCAUUCUCCAUCACCUUCUCCACGGCCUCCACAGCGAUCUGCAACCUUUUCAUUUACUUCUACCAUGCCCAAAAAAGAGCUAGACAAACGUACUGUAUCACCGCACCGAUUUCCUCUACUGCGUUCAGGGUCUGUUUCCAGGCCUACAACUCCAACUAAGAGCAGGCCAACCACUCCAAAUUCAACUGCUGCUAGACAACGGUACCCCUCGGAGCCCAGGAAAUCAGCUUCUAUGCGUAUCCAACCUGAAAAAGAGAGCCCCAAAGAGAUUGAACAAUACCCUAGCAAAAGUAAGCGACUGCUUAAGGCAUUGCUCAGUCGCCGCAAAUCAAAGAAAGAUGAGAUGUUAUAUUCUUACCUGGAUGGAUACUGAAGGAAAAAGACAAGAAGAACAGAGCGCCAAGGUUGUCAAUUGCAAUGCCCAAAGAGAAAAAGUGGUCAAAGAAAGAGAAAUGGUGGAUGAUGAAUCCUUUCCCUUUUUGAAUGCCUUUUCCCCUUUAUAUCUUUUUCUUUUCAUAUUUGAAUUAGAAGAGAUGAAUAGCAGUUUGAUUUUUGUCUUAGAGGCAUGCAUUCCUGUUAUAUAUCAUACAUCAUAGUCUGCAAUGUUGUAUAUUAUAUUGACACCGGGAACAAUAUUUAAUAUUAACCUUUUCCAAGUUUUAUGAAAGGCAAAUUUAAUUUAUAAUAUAUCUAUUGAGGGAGGAAUCUCAACUUGCUCUAUCUUCCUCUUUCUUCUAGUUUCUUCACAGGAUUAACAGGAAAGAAAAAUUCCAGGAUGUCUUACUCUUCUGUCAGAUUUCCAACCCUUUUCGUUUCUGCAAAUCAUUCAUGACAUGGGAAGGUCCUGCAAGGGGCCAAUCUAGCAUCUGAUUUCAGAAUUGUGUACUCACUAUAGAGAAAGAGUUGCAUGGAAAGGUCAUUGACCAUAUGCCUCAGUGAACUUGAGAACCAACCCCUACAAUAAUUAUCAUCUUAAGAU